Molecule: messenger RNA, 1038 nt
Organism: Ziziphus jujuba (common jujube)
Lineage: Eukaryota; Viridiplantae; Streptophyta; Magnoliopsida; Rosales; Rhamnaceae
Exons: 2
Coding region: 200-751 (183 amino acids)
Source: RefSeq, a predicted model, not a curated record
ACCAAUAAUUGCAAAAGCAAACGAAGUCCCCGAGAGCCAAAGAGCGUAAUUCUCCUGAACACCACCGCCCCUCUCCUUCCUUCCCACCAAUCUCACCUCUUUUAUACCUUUUUUUUGUGUUUCUUUUACACACUCUCUCUCUUCUCUCUUUCUCUCUCUUCUCUGCUAUUCUUCAGCUUCUCCAAGUCCAAGUCCAACCAUGGACGACUCAGCCGACCAUAAAUCUCACCCACUUCCAUUAUCCAAUCCCCGCCGUCGAAACUCCAUCUCCACCCCCCUCGUCGUUCCCGCCAAUCUCACCCUCUCCACCACCCCUCCCAUCACCAAGCCUCUCUACAGCACCAGCUUCCCCAACCAAAACGGCACAGUUUCACCGACGCCGCCUCCACCUCUGGACUUCGAGCUCGUCUCCCUCAAAACCUCUCUAGCCUAUACCUCCCUCAGAGACCUAAUCCCCUCCUCUCCCGGCGGUCUCAUCCACUCGCCGACGGCUGCUUCCGCUGUCAACUCCGGCUACGAGAUCUCCAUCCGCAAUCGUCUGGUGAAGCAGGCCGCCUGGGCCUACCUCCAGCCCAUGUCCUCCUCUCCGGUCUCAGUCGGUACACACUUCUUCCAUCGCUUCUCGCUCAGGCUCUCCGCCCAAAACCCAGUUAGCGCUUGUUUGGGCUUUAUCCGCAGUCAUGUUAUUCCCACUCUGACCCGAGCCUUCGAUGGGAUACUUCGCGUCUUUCGGGUACGGGCCACCAGAUAACGGUGAUGGGUAUCUCGGAAACUGAGCGGUUGAUUGUUUUGGAAGCCGGCGAUGAUGGCGGUGAUGUAAGUCCCUUCUUGUUCUUUAAUGACUGACUUCCCUGAAGCUUGUUUGGCGUCCGUAAGAAUGAGUUUGUUGAUGAUCCAUUCUGAGUCUGCUGAUGAUCAUCGUUUUUCUGCAAAGGUUUCUUACAAUCAGAAUCGUAUAUUCUCAUGUACAUUUUCUUUAUAUGAACAAACACAAUGAUCAUAGUUUCUAAUUCCCUACAAUUCGAUAUUAUCCUCCUA